UUAUAUAUUUUAUAAGCUGGUAGUCUUUAUUGGAUAUGUAUAUAGAAUAUGGCAGAGCUAGCAGCGGAACUCUUGCAUAAGUAGGACGGAUGGGAUAACUCUUUUUUCCCUUUUUAUAAUCGUAGCGGCUAUAUUCCAUGUACCAAUUUACAGGUAUACUUUGCAUAUGCACAAAAUUAUGUGCCGGCACGUGUUUUUUACCACUUACAAACAACAACAUCAACAUACCCGUUAUAAUCCCACAAGGUGGGUGUGCAGGAGGUGCAAAUGAUAGUGGUGCGGCAUGAAAAUAUCAGUUCCCAUUGGCGCGCAAACAGUUAGCUGUCCAAGCUUAUCCUGCGAGGCCAAGACGGAUGAAUCCACAUGCUAAUAAUUUUCAGCCUCAACAAUUCAACAUGUCACCACAGAUGAAUAACAUGCUACCUCCUGUAGUACAUGGACGAAAACGAGCAGUUCUAUGUGGAAUUACUUACCGUGGCCAUCCAAGGAGUCUCAAGGGAAGCAUAAAUGAUGAUUUAUCCAUGAGAUAUUUUUUGGUCGAAAAGCUGGGGUUCCCAAAUACAUCAGUAAUUGUACUUACAGAGGAUGAGAGAGAUCCAUACAAAUACCCAACCAUGGCUAAUAUCCGAUCACCCUUACGUUGGCAUGUUCAUGGUUGUCAGCCAGGAGAUUCAUUAGUAUUCCACUAUUCUGGCCAUGGCACACAAGUGCGAAACCAGGACGGUGAGGAGAUUGAUGGGCACGACGAAUCACUAUGCCCCGUUGAUUAUGAGACAGAAGGAAGAAUACUAGAUGAUGGGAUCAGUAAUACCAUUGUAAGACCCUUACCACGCGGAGCCACACUUCAUGGAAUAAUUGAUACAUGCUUCAGUGGAACUUUCCUAGAUUUGCCCUUUUUGUGCAGAAUAAUCAGGUCUUUGAGAAACUAAUCCUUUUAAUGCUUGAUCAUGCAAUGAAACUUCACAUUAAGUAAUAGUAAAAGUAGUUUGUCAAAUAUCUUCAAGCAGGGCUGGAUACUUUAUGUGGAACAACAGGAGUGUUACUUCGGUGGCUGGUCUUAGUCUGUUAAACUCUCUUUUGCCAAAACUUGUGUACAUUCCGUGUUCAAUGUUUCGUCUUUGAAAUAGAACAGCGCAGGUUGCUUCUGGCACGUUCAUAUGCCUAUUAUUUUUUUGUUCCUCCACACCUUUGUUGCUAAGCUGCUGUGUAUUUGGAGAGUCAAAUUUUUAGACGCUUAAUAUAUUUUCGGCAAUAUUGGCUUUAUAUUAUUGAUA
Molecule: messenger RNA, 1274 nt
Organism: Capsicum annuum
Lineage: Eukaryota; Viridiplantae; Streptophyta; Magnoliopsida; Solanales; Solanaceae
Product: metacaspase-1-like
Exons: 3
Coding region: 354-929 (191 amino acids)
Biological process (GO): proteolysis
Molecular function (GO): cysteine-type endopeptidase activity
Source: RefSeq, a predicted model, not a curated record